Messenger RNA from Cotesia glomerata, 1232 nucleotides. Its product is annotated as probable protein S-acyltransferase 12. Gene Ontology annotation, cellular component: endoplasmic reticulum; Golgi apparatus. Gene Ontology annotation, molecular function: protein-cysteine S-palmitoyltransferase activity. Lineage: Eukaryota; Metazoa; Arthropoda; Insecta; Hymenoptera; Braconidae. Bases 321 to 1151 code for a protein of 276 amino acids. The transcript is spliced from 3 exons. The record is from RefSeq and is a predicted model, not a curated record. Gene Ontology annotation, biological process: protein targeting to membrane; peptidyl-L-cysteine S-palmitoylation.
UUGAGUGAGAUAAAAUCUCACCGCAGAUGCUGACAGGGUUGUCACUCCGAAAAACAAGUGAAUGUUUGAAAUAUAUUUUUCAGUACUGCUUUCAACUCAAUUCACUUUUGUUUACAUUAUGCCAUCGAUGCCUUCCAACAAUUGUUUAUUUUUUUUAAAUAUCUGUAACAAUGCAAAAUUACUUUUUUAAUAACAAUAAAAAAAUGGAAAAUAAUUAACGUGGCAGAAGAUAAACAACCAGCCAAUGGAAGUCAGUUGAUGUUAGCAGCGGACUAAAGCUGACAUAAAUUUCAAUCAAACUGAAAAAUAAAUAAAAUUAAAUGGAAAAAAGCAAGCUUUAUAAACUAGCCUUCAAAAUAUGUCCACCAAUUGCAUUGAUAUUCAGCAUCCUGGUGACAAUAACAACUCUGUACAUCAACGAAGGACUAUCACCGCUUUUUAUCUUCAUUUCGAUCCAAGUUUACCUGAACUGGUUCGCAAUUUACACGAUAAGCCAGGGAGUAAUGACUGCUAGACGUCAAACACGGGACGAGUCUGACUCUGACAGCGUGGCAAUAACCAUCGCACAGGAAUAUCCUGCAAAUGUGAAGUACUGGUACUGCGAUAAGUGCCAGAAUUAUACGUACAAGCCUACUCAGCAUUGCGUAGUAUGUAACAAGUGUUUCCACUACCGGGAUCAUCAUUGCUUCUUCAUCGGCGGCUGUGUCAUCCAGGAAAACAUGGGAAACUUUAUCCUAAUCUGCUUCCACACUUCUUUGGCUUGUCUCUACUCUCUGAUGGUAAUCAGGCCGUAUCUGUAUGAGAAUUUGAGAGAUAUAUUAGAGCAAGAUCCGAGUGUUGUCAACGUAAUCAUCAAUUUUUGCUUUCCAAUAGCAAUAGCAAGACUCUUGAUCUUCGGAAAAACUUCUUGCUUACUAUUGAUAACGUUGUUUGAUACUUUAUUUUCGGUGUGGAUCGUUUGUUUGGUCUACGGAGCUUGGAAGUUGUUCAGUUGCUACACUGGAAGACAACGAUACUAUCCCCAUGUUAGAAGAAAAUUUGAUUUAAUGCAGAUAUUCGGCAGCUACGGUCUGUUGAAUUUAUUCUUUCCCUACAACGGAUUAAUUAGUUCUAGAGAUUUGAGAGGAAGAUAUCUGCUGAAAGAUAUUUAAUUUAUUUAAAAGGCUCGAUAUUUUUGCUUAGUUAAAAAAUCAUGAUAACUAUAAAAUUAGCCGACGUUCUACAAUGAUUUU